AUGGCGGGAAGCAACAGCGAAGAACCACUGGUGGCUUAUUUCAUCCGAGAGAUACAGCGGAAGGAUGAAGAGAUUGAGGUCAUGCGAACGCAGAAGCUCGACGACGACGCAGCCCUCCGUAUCGCUCACGAGAGGAUCGCUCAGCUUGAGAAGCAGAUAAAGAAGCAGAUAGCGAUAAAAACACAGCCCUGGCCAAGAGGACAGCACAACAACGAUGAGUGUAGCCGUUCUUUCGCCGGUAAGGUAAAGUCCACUGCUGACGCUGCCACUGGCAAGGCGCUCAAGGGCAAACAACCAAUUAUGCCGACUACCAAAGCAUCUCUAUCGUCCGAGAAGUUCCAAAUUCCCGGCAAAAAAAAGGAGAAAACACUGGUACAAUUCUUGGCAAAAGACCAACAUGAAGAGAGCCUAUAG
Alternaria arbusti is the source of this 414-nucleotide messenger RNA. RefSeq lists its product as uncharacterized. Bases 1 to 414 code for a protein of 137 amino acids. The record is from RefSeq and is a predicted model, not a curated record. Lineage: Eukaryota; Fungi; Ascomycota; Dothideomycetes; Pleosporales; Pleosporaceae. The transcript has a single exon.